UCUCUUCCAGAACAAUAAGUGCACAGACCCUCAAAACCAAAAAAGAAACCUAGCUAUCAUCUAUCUCUUCUUUGCCUCAAACCCAUGGCUUGUGACAAGAGUUUCUCCAGCAGUUACAUGCUGUUGAGCCCAGAGAAAGUCGGUGUCAUCGAUCUCUUUCGCAUUUUGAUGUACAGUGAUGUACACAAAAGAGAAUUCGUGGACUGCUCCGAGGGUGGAGAGGAGAGCUUCGAGCGAAGGUGGAUCAUGUUUGUAUCAAUUCUCGUGCAGAAGCUUCUGCUUCUUGUGGCCAAACCCCUGUCUUGGAGUGGGUCGGCGAUCGAGUUUUGGUUGAAUCUCAUGUCGAGCAAUCGGAACUUUGGAAGGCUUCUUGUCAACUGCUUUCGAGGGAAGGUGGUGAUGCCGGAUAGAGAGUCAGGGAGCUUCAUAUCUUUCCCUGGCAAUUGGGACAAGAGAGUGGAACUGGACAAGAGCAUCAGGCCUGGUGACAGCGAGUACUAUGCGGCUCUCUCCAUGAUGGCUUCCAAAGCAUCCUACGAGAAUGAGGCCUACCUCCAAACCACGGUCACCCGCCAUUGGCAGAUGGAAUUCUUGGGGUUCUACAAGCUUUGGAACGAUUACCAAGGUAAAGCAACCACACAAGCCUUCAUGCUACGCGACUGCGACACCGUCGUGGUGGGCUUCCGAGGCACGGAACCUUUUGACGCGGAUGCGUGGUGCUCGGAUUUCGACCUCUCGUGGUACGAGUUUCUAGGCGUUGGAAGAAUCCAUGGCGGGUUCAUGAAAGCCCUCGGGCUCCAAAAGACCCUGGGUUGGCCAAAAGAGCUCGACCCGCGUCUCAAAACGCCGGUGCCAUUGGCUUACUAUGCCAUAAGGGAGAAGCUAAGGGCACUGCUCGGUGAGAGCGACAAAGUGAACUACAUAUUGACAGGCCACAGCUUGGGAGGCGCGUUGGCGAUACUCUUCCCGGCGAUCUUGGCCAUGCACGGGGAGACGUGGCUCAUGAAGAGAUUGGAGGCAGUCUACACAUUUGGUCAACCUAGGGUUGGAGACGAGAAGUUUGGGGAGUUCAUGGAGAGGGUCUUGAAGGAACAUGAAAUUGAGUACUUCAGAUUCGUUUAUGGGAAUGAUAUUGUGCCUCGGUUGCCUUACGAUGAUUCAGCUUUCAUGUUCAAGCAUUUUGGGAGUUGUUGCUACUUCAAUAGCAAAUAUGAAGGGAAGAUCGUCCGUGAAGAACCGAAUAAAAACUACUUCUCACUUCGACAGACAAUUCCGAUGAUGUUGAACGCUUGGUAUGAGCUCACAAGAAGCUUCACGAUUUCUCGUGAGAAGGGACCGGACUAUAGAGAAGGAUUAUUCCUGAAGAUUUUUAGAGUGAUUGGCCUGCUAAUUCCAGGCAUACCUGCUCAUACUCUUCAGGACUAUGUAAAUCUUACGAGGUUAGGAGCGUCUCGGUUAUUCCGGCAUCGGCAAUGACCAUGAUUAGUUAUAGCUUUGUACAAUGUAAGAUUAAUGUCUUCUAAGAUUAAAUUGAAACACAACUAUGCGGCCGAUUUCAUUAGGACCGUAAGUAGCGGUCUGUCUCACUCCAUAUACUUUUGUAAUAUGUUAUACAUGUAUUGUUUGUGCA
This is a messenger RNA of Syzygium oleosum, 1630 nucleotides long. RefSeq names its product triacylglycerol lipase OBL1-like. The coding region runs from base 85 to 1476 and encodes 463 amino acids. The transcript has 5 exons. Gene Ontology annotation, molecular function: triacylglycerol lipase activity. Gene Ontology annotation, biological process: lipid metabolic process. The record is from RefSeq and is a predicted model, not a curated record. NCBI's taxonomy places the organism in Eukaryota, Viridiplantae, Streptophyta, Magnoliopsida, Myrtales, Myrtaceae.